CAGCCGGCCCCCCACCCCGGCUAGCCACCCCUAUAUAUUGUUCAGCAUGACGUCAGAUGGUAUGGAAUACCCCUUUGGCCAGUUUGGGUCAGCUGUCCUGGGUCUGUCCCCUCCCAGCUCCUGCUGCAUCCCUAGCCUGCUCGCUAGCAGGACAGAGCGAGAAGCUGAAAAGUCCUUGGCUUGGUGUAAGCACUGCUCUACAACAAUUAAAACAUCAGCAUGUUAUCAGCGCUCUUCUCAUCCUAAUCCAAAACAUAGCACCCUGCCAGCUACUAGGAGGAAAAUUAACUCUGUCCUACCUGAAACCAGGACAACUGGGGCCUCCCAGGGCUGCAGUGGUCACCAUGGUGCUCUGGUGCCCACAACAGAACUGGGAUGAGUCGGCAUGGGGACUGUCACCGGGGCUCUGUGAUGCAGUAUGCUUCAGGCCAUCGACCAUGGCUAUCGGUAUAAUUCACCUCCUGUCAGUGCUGGGCCUCCUUCAGCUCACUCUCAAGGUUGGGGACCAGCCCGACAAGGUCACCCAAGACCUCAUUCAAGAACGAGAGAAGAUGCUGAGGGAGGAGAUGUCGUGGCUGCUGCAGGAGGUCAAAGAAGGAAGCGAGCUGGAGAGUGAGAACAGCACACUGUUUGUGUUCCUCGUUGCGUGCCACCACUGGCAGUUCUGGGCACUUGCUGAAAUCCUUCUCAUUCUGUUUGGGAUGUACUGGCUGCCCAGGCAGAGAAAAGCUGACGCCAAUGGUGAUUCUGACCCAUGGAGCUCAGCCAGUGAGGAUGGGGAUGUAGGAGAGGAAGAGGAUGAAAAAGCUGAGGAUGAGUUGAUGGAGGAACAGGAGGAGUGGGAAGAAGUGCACUUCAACGACCAACGUGACCCAGGCCUGCUUGUGGGUCUGCUCAGGGAGGCUGUGCUGCCAAAGCUUCUUGAGAUGGAGAACAUAAUGGAAGAGAUGGCAGGGACAAAUUCUGCGUCAGCAAACUCCCUUCAGAGAUCCACUUUCAUGAGCGAGCUGCAGGCAGAGAUGGGGUUGUUUGCAACUCUCUUUGAGAACAACCUAGCUAUUUCAUCCCUCAUUUGCUCCAAGGACCAACUUAAUGGUUCUCCUUCAAGCUUCCACUGAGGAAUACCUUCAAAAAUUAGAUGCAUAGAUGCUUAAGAAUAGUCAAAAUAGUUAAGAUUGUUUGUUAGGAGAUGUUUUCCAUAUCGAUUAGUCACCUGAAUAGAAAGAUUUGUAGUUUAUAAGGACUACCCUGCAGCUGGGUUUCAGGACUCCAGCAAACCUGUGAAUUGAACCGUCUCACCUGAUCCAGCUGAAGAUGCUGUUCCCAGGAGUCCUGCAGCAGUCUCCCAUUACCACCACCAUUACCACCCGGACAGCAGCUGCCCAUGCUGCUGGGGGAGUGGAUCCCCUCUAGAACCAUUAGUUUAAGUAAAAAGAUAAUAAAUUAUAUUGUUUGAACACUGUCCCUG
Molecule: messenger RNA, 1468 nt
Organism: Cygnus atratus (black swan)
Lineage: Eukaryota; Metazoa; Chordata; Aves; Anseriformes; Anatidae
Exons: 2
Coding region: 57-1118 (353 amino acids)
Source: RefSeq, a predicted model, not a curated record